AUGUUGAGACGAUACAAUUCAACGAAUUUGGAUACUUUUGUGCUGAAAAACAAGAAAACUACGAUUGGAAGCUCGCCGAAUUGUGAUAUUAUUGUCAAGGUAUUUUUUGAAGAUGAAAAUAAUUAAUUACACGUAUGAAUUAAUUAGUUAAUCAUUUACGAAUGUUUAGACAUAUUUAUUUUUUCUAGGGUUUCUGAAAUUCUUGAAAAAAAAGCAUCAAACAUUGAAAACAAAAUAUAUUUUUAGGGUCGAGGAAUAUCCGAAUUUCAUGCCUCAAUCGAAUCAAAUUCCACCGGUUUUUGGCUCAAAGAACAUUCUUUGUCUGGAAUCACACGUGUCAAUGAUCUACAAGUUGUUGGACAAAUUGAAUUACAAAGUGGAGAUUUAAUACAAAUCGGACCGAUUAAUAAUCCAUUUGUGUUUGAAAAUCAAUGGAUGAUUGGAACAAGACCAAACUCUUCGAAACCAAAUGAAAAUAAUAAUAUGAAUAUUUUACCAUCAAUUACUGCUAAAAGAAUAACACCGAUUUCGAAACGAAAAAGAUCGGUUGAAAAUUCUUUGAGAUCUUCAGCUUCAUCUACUGAAUCUUCAGUUCCUAGAGCAAAUUCGAGAGAAUCGGUGAGAUGAUAAGGUAAUAGGGAAACAUUUUGGAAAAGGAGAUCUGAAAAAUAAACUUGAAAAGUUUACACAAUUAAAAAUAUUAAUUCCUCUCUUCCAGAUUCGUCAAUUAUCAAUCAGUCAAAUUCCGUCUGCAACCUUCUACCAAACUUCAGUUCCUCCAAUUCAAACCCCUUCCUCAUUUUCCUACUCAAAUCAAUAUUUUCCACUUCGCCCGCGUCUCGAAUCCAUAAAAUCCUCAACAAUUCAACCGAUUCAACCGAAUUUCGAACUUUGUGCAUAUCGCGGAUUCCUUUCUGCAAUUUCAGCUCAACUUCGAAGUUUCAAUGAUCGAGUUCUCAAAAAUCCACAACGAGAAUACGCAGAAGUAUUUACAGCAAUGUGUCGAGCUUGCGAUGUUCCACUUCAAACUCGAAUUAUGGAAAUCGAAAAACAUUGUGAAAUUGUUUUGAUUGAUUCAGAUUUUGAAGAAAAUGAAGAAUUGAUCACGAAAUUAGAUCAUUUUAUUCGAGAAAGUCGACGGGAAAAGAUUUUGGAAUUGACUCAAGAAUUGGAAAAUAUAAUACCUGUUGUUAGAGAUGCAGCAUCAAAUGCCAGAGAAAAUAUUAAAGUUUGUAAUGUUUUUACACAAUGGAGUAGACAAUUUGGAGAUAUUAUUCGAACUUCGACUGGUUUGACAUCCGAAAUUUUAUUUCAAGCAAUUGAUGAUCUAAAAAGGCAGUUUUCAGAGGCUCAUGUAAGUUAUUUUGUUGAUAAAAAAUAAUCUGGAUGUCAUAUUUAAAUUGCAGAUGAGUCGCCAUUGGUUGCCACCAAGUAUCACACCAAUCCUUCGCCUCGCCGCGUUGGAACUUGAAAAAUCUAAAAAUUUUCAUAUUCAAGAAACUCCCACUGAUACUCAAUCAAAUAUUGCUCAAAUCGAAAGUAUUCAACACGAAAUGUCUUUUCAUAUUAAAAAUCUCGAAACUAGAAUCGAUAAAUCCGAUGCUUCAAAACUCUUAAAUCUUGUAGAAAAUCUUGGAUCAGAUUAUAGAAAAAUGAUGGAAAUGGCCGGAAUUUCACCGAAAAAUUCGAUAAUGUCAUUUGAAGUGACACCAGAAGAUAUUUCAAAUGGCAGAGAAAAUCUGGAGGAACAAACUGCAGGUCCAAUUCAAAAGAUCAUAGAUUAUUCAGAAGAAGUUGAGAUUAUGAAUCAGAAAAUAUGUGGGAUAUUAGGAGGACCAUCGGAGAAACAAUUUGAAGAGUCGAAGAAGAAAGUACAGAUCAGUGAAAAGUUAUUGAAAGAACUUCUAGAGAAUUCGGAAAGACUUUUGAUGAAUGAGAACUCAAAAAAUAUUUCAACAGAGGAAAAAUCAGAGGAAACUGGAAGUCGGCAGAAAAGAUCUCCAAUGAUUCUGGUGAAUGAAGCAUCCGAAGUUCAAAGUGAAGUUGGAGAGGAAGAUUUAAAAAUAAUAGAAGAAGUUGAAUCUACAGUUGAAGAUUCUGAAGUUCCGGAAUCUGUGACUUCUCCAAUUCCUCAAGAAUCUCCAGAAAUUCAACUUGAUAUUCCUGAACCUUCAGAUGUUCCGGAUUCUCCUGAAAUUCGACCAGAAUCGCCUGAACCAAGAACAAAUCGAUCUGAAGUUGAGCCGGAACAGGAGCCAAUUUUGAAGCAGAAAAUAGUCAUGGUGGAGAAAUCUGCUUCAGAAACUCAUGAUCCUGUAAAUGUGGUGCCUGAAGUUCCCGAACCUCAAAGUUCUGAUCCUGAAGUUUCCGAUGAUCAGAAUCUAAAUAAACUGGAAAAUGGGAAUUCUUCCGAAACCCCUUCUGAUAUUAGAGAUAACCCUGAAAGUGGUACUCCGGAAGUUGUUGAGCCUGACACUAAUCCUGAAAAUCCAGAAGUGCCUGAAACUCCUCUAAUUUUCGAUUCUCCAGAUGUUCCAUUGGAAAUUGUGGAAGAAUUCGAACAACAUGAAAAAUUGGAAGAGAGUUCUGAAAAUCGUGUGCUUCGAAAUCUGAAAGGUUAUGAAUCUCAUUGGAAAUCGCAUCAAAACACGGCCAAUGGAAAACCAAAUAUUGUUUAUCAGGUAAUUAAUUUUUGAAUAAUCUCUGCGAAAAUGAAUUUCGCCAAAAUGUUCUGAAAUAUUCAAAUCAAAAUAUUCUUACAGUACCCCACAACACUCUACCGUAAUCACACAUCUCCUUCUUCCACCCAAAAACGUCGAUCAAAAAGUGAAGAGCAAAGAAUCAAAUCAUCUCUAGCUAAUCGACCACCUUUUGUUUUAUAUUAG
Molecule: messenger RNA, 2885 nt
Organism: Caenorhabditis angaria
Lineage: Eukaryota; Metazoa; Nematoda; Chromadorea; Rhabditida; Rhabditidae
Source: the annotation of a GenBank genome assembly